AUGGCAAUCGGCGACGAUUUCUUUUCGAUGUCCAUCAAACAAGAGAACACGACGGUUCCUCCUCCUCCUCAUCCCACCGCCACUCCUCCACCAAGAGAAACCGAUCUUGCUGAUGACAAGACCCAAUCUUUACUCAACUCACUUCGUUCCACCUCCUUAACUCCUCCAGAAACCGAUAUGUGUUUGCGAUCCUUGACCAACAUAAUGACUUGCAGCGAAGACGUUGCUCUGUUUCAAGAAGUGAUCUCAAACUUAAACAGAAGCGAGUUUCUAAGGAUGGCCUCGUUGCUGACGUCAAACUCCUACGAUCACCACUUCUUGGAGAUCGCAAGAAACAAGAACGGCUCCAUCCGCCUACAGAAACUCCUCGGAAAAUCAGUAGACGCCGACAUCUUCUUCGUCGCCGCUAUCUUGCGCCACUUCCGCCACGUCAUGACGGACAAGAACGCGUCCCACGUCGCCACUCAAGCGAUGCGAGUAGUUGCCAGCCACGAGGAGAGAAUGGCAAUGCGCGACCAUAUUCUCCACCACGCGGUUCUCCUGGCGUGUGACCGAUACGGCUGCAUCGCGCUCAAAGCAAUCAUAAGCGACGUGGCGUUUCUCUAUUGCAGUAUCCCGCUCUUUGAUGUAGUCGCGUCCAACGCUCGCGUGCUAAGCUACGAUGCUUAUGGGAACUCUGUGGUUCAACACGUGCUUAAACAUUGUAGCUUGCACAGCACGUAUAACGUUGGGGUUAGCCUCCGUGGACAUUAUGUUGAGCUCUCUUUCACGGAGGGUGGAAGAUACAUCGUGGAGAAGCUUUUGGAGAGGGAUGAGGACACGGAGGUGUUGGUUAUGGCAGAGCUUUUGGAGUGCGAAGGAGACGAGUUGGUGAGGCUGGCGACGAGUGUGUACGGGCAUUUCGUGGUGGAAACGGCACUGAAAGCCGCGCGGGUGGAUUUGUCUAGGGGUUUGGUGAAUAAGCUCAAGCCUUUUCUCCCUCUGUUGCGUAGGUCUCAACAUGCCAGCACCAUUGCAAGAAUCUUGGAGUCGGUUUGUUAG
Eruca vesicaria subsp. sativa (arugula) is the source of this 1041-nucleotide messenger RNA. Lineage: Eukaryota; Viridiplantae; Streptophyta; Magnoliopsida; Brassicales; Brassicaceae. The record is from the annotation of a GenBank genome assembly.